Molecule: messenger RNA, 1442 nt
Organism: Prorocentrum cordatum
Lineage: Eukaryota; Dinophyceae; Prorocentrales; Prorocentraceae
Source: the annotation of a GenBank genome assembly
GUCACCACGUCUGCCGCCUGAAUGCAGGUCUCACAGACGGUAACAAUUUAUAUUUCGUCACAAAGUUCGGAUGGCCAGACUUCCCCUACAAUAUGCACACGCACGCUAUCAAGUUUCCUGUGUCUGGCUGGGGCGACGUUGCAUCGGUCGAGUAUGUUGACAUAUCGGCGGUAGAUGCUGGAUUCCAGAGCAUGGGGAUAGAUAUCUUCCAGACGGAUACGCACCUUUACAUCCCAUGCCAGAGUGGGGGCGCAAGUGGGCAAGAUUACACCGGUUUUUCAUCAGACGGAUGGGGCGUCUUUUCGAAUUGCCAUUUGCUCGCCAGGGUGGACAAGACCGAUUGGAGUGCAUCUGGCGUCCAGACGUUAGAUAUUACAUCGCAGUGCGCCCACGCGGAGGGCCAAGAGUACCAGUUCUUGCGAGGCUGGACGGGAGGCUUCGCGACUGGCGGCUACGCAUACGUAACGCAUGCCUUCGCUAAUACACACCCGCCCGCUUACAGCGAAGAUUAUAGGCAGGGCCAGUGGGUAGUCAAAGUUGAUCUGAAUGACUUCCAGACCACGUCAGUUUUGAACGUGAACGACGAUAACCCGCCCGUGAAACAGGUGGGGGGUGACGACAGGGUGACUCUCACCGUUGGCUACACAGACGGGGUCUACGGCUACGUAUUUGGGCACGGCACGCCGUGGGUGAACCGCAUCCGCUACCGCUUCGCCCACAGCCGCCCCGACUUCUGCGCCGACGCCCGUCCCGAGCCCUCUUCCAACACCCGCUACCGCUUCGCCCACAGCCGCCACGACUUCUGCGCCGACGCCGCGCCCGACUGGGGCGAGCACGUCCUCCUGCGCACGCCGUUCGACGAGAGCCUCCCGCCUCGGCUCGAGGUCCGGGCCACCGUGAAGCCAGCGCGUGCGUCGCCCUGCGGCUUGUGGAUAACGGAGGUCAUCGUUGGAGGUGACUUGGUCGGCGGGAGCGAGAUCCGCGUGCACACGUCGACCCAUGGGUCCGUCGAUGACGCGCCCGAUCGCUUUGCCCUGCUCUGGCGGCCGGCCGGUGCCCCCGCGUCGAGGUGGAGGCCUUGGGCCGAGUUCGGUAAAAACGUGGAGGAGGUCUUGUCCAGCAACGUGACAGUCAGGCCGACCUUCCGGGCCUUCCAGGGUGCAGCCGCUGUCAGGAACAGGAGGAUCUUCGAGCUCCUCAUUGGGGCGGCCCCCAUGAUGGACGAUCGCGUUUCCAUCGUCGUUGCGCAGUCGUGUCGCCAUGCGGCUCUUGACGUGCAGGCAACGCGCCUCGGCAGGCUCGGGGUCGCCCGCUUCGGGGGCCUCCUCGGCACCGAGGAGCGCGACCCAGCGGUCCAAGAGCUCUCCUCGGAGUGUCGCGCAUCGUCGUCGGCGUCCAGGUGGAAGAAUGAAACCGCGACCGGAAUGGCGGCGUCGUGGUGA